AUGGCUAGGCCACCCGACUCGUGGUCCCAAGACCCUUAUGCUCCACGACACGCUUCCUAUUAUCCUCCAGAACAGCGUAGCCAUGAGUUGCGCUUGCCUCCACUUCCUAGCCUGGUUACCGGACCACACGCGACGCAAGGGCCGUCGAAUGGCAGGCUCCCGGCCGCUUAUAGACAUAACCCUUAUGAGGACCGGUACGCGAUCUCCUCACCUACCCACCAUAGCCCGCAGUCGCCAAUGCUAGGCAUUGGGCCACGUACAACGACGCCGAGUCCUUACCCUAGGCGACCCGUCGAGGCUGCUGGUCAUCCUCGUCCUGCGCACCCGCCUAAUGUGGGUGACAGACCCGGAGACCCGCCGGAGCACAUCCGACUUCGGCAACUCAGCGGCGAACCAAGCCCCAUGCAGGCUCCAAGGUUACCCAUACAGCCGAGACAAAUGAUGGGAUCUCCCCGACAGCAUCACUACACCGAAAUUCAACCCGUCAGACGUGCUUCAGAUUAUCAACACCGAGACGUCCGUGCCCAGCGUUCUCCACAGGCGGUAACGCUAGCUCGACAAACAUGGGCACCCCCAGCCGAACCUCGGGCUACGGAGCGGAUUAGUAUAUCAGAGUUAUUAAGCGACGAGCCGAAGUCCGAGUCCAAGUCGAAGGCUCCCGAGCGCAGGCGAGCUCCCGCCGCCGUCGCCGCAACGUCCUCGACGUAUAGGUUACACGUACGCCAGCAACCGGCUGCCGCGAGAUCUUGUGGAUUUGGCGAAAGGGACCGCAGAGUUAUUGAUCCUCCUCCGAUCGUACAAGUGUUCAUUGAUGAUCCGAAAGCUUCACAAGAAGAAAUUCGUUCACAGCUCAAAUUCCGAUUCUCGGUGAUGCAUUGCACGAUCUGGAACCAAACAGGUGACCAGGAUUGCUCGGGCAUGCCGGACGAUUACCGACAGCAGCGAAGACUAAUGGGGACGAUCGUAUCAUCACCCUUUGUGGGCUUCGACGAGAACAACGAGGAGGGAUGUUUCUUUUGCUUUCCCGACUUAUCUUGCCGGACGCCCGGUACGUUUCGUCUGCGAUUCAGCUUGGUGGUUUUGGACCCGAACUCGGUGCCGGGGUCGAGGACACCGGUAUGCGCCAUCGCCAUGAGUAACGAAUUUACCGUCUAUAAUGCCAAAGACUUUCCGGGGAUGCGGGCAAGUACAGCGUUAACCAAGAGACUUAAAGAGCAAGGAUGCCUCAUUUCUAUCAAGAAGGGAAACGAGAGGAGCCAUGCGCGUGACGAUAGUGAUGAAGACGACGAGGACGAAGAAGACGGGGGUGGAUCGGCGCAACGCCGAGUAAAACGGACUAGAAGAUCUUGA
This is a messenger RNA of Hypoxylon fragiforme, 1350 nucleotides long. RefSeq names its product velvet factor-domain-containing protein. The transcript has a single exon. The record is from RefSeq and is a predicted model, not a curated record. Bases 1 to 1350 code for a protein of 449 amino acids. NCBI's taxonomy places the organism in Eukaryota, Fungi, Ascomycota, Sordariomycetes, Xylariales, Hypoxylaceae.